Molecule: messenger RNA, 465 nt
Organism: Lichtheimia ornata
Lineage: Eukaryota; Fungi; Mucoromycota; Mucoromycetes; Mucorales; Lichtheimiaceae
Exons: 3
Coding region: 1-465 (154 amino acids)
Source: RefSeq, a predicted model, not a curated record
AUGAGAUUGCCGACACUUAGCGAGGAAUUGGACGCCAUUACCCACAAUUACGACUAUGGUAUAGUGCCUGGAUCAGCUACGGUGUUUGUUCAUGACGAGUUGGAAGGCAUUGGUCGUCUCGAUCUCACACUGCUUGAGGGAGUUAUGAUUGUUAUCGAAGUAGGGGAUCAAGGAUACAAGAUCACAUCCUACUCGCCUUUAUACAGCACAUCAGAUACAGUAGCGGCUACACAAUCCGUUGUUGCCAACCUUAAUCGACCCUUUGAAACUAUGGAAAGCCUUCUCAUGACCAUAUCGCCCAUGUUUUCUCAACGCUUCCAAGAGUUACUUUACCAAAAACUUGAUGAUCUACGAGAGCAGCAGCAGCAGCAGCAACCCUCCAAUGAUGACAAUGAUGCUCUCCUUCAGCAACAGCAACCUACUCCUUCUUCAUACAACACAUUAUCCGAGCAGGAAGGAUUAUGA